Molecule: messenger RNA, 1835 nt
Organism: Priapulus caudatus
Lineage: Eukaryota; Metazoa; Priapulida; Priapulimorpha; Priapulimorphida; Priapulidae
Product: serine/arginine-rich splicing factor 7-like
Exons: 5
Coding region: 165-851 (228 amino acids)
Biological process (GO): mRNA splicing, via spliceosome
Cellular component (GO): nuclear speck
Molecular function (GO): zinc ion binding; RNA binding
Source: RefSeq, a predicted model, not a curated record
UCUAUUUGUUUCGACAGCCAUUUUAUUGCACGAACAAGCUUUACGUCGAUCGGUUGUCAAAUUUUUACUGAGUCGCAUCAGUUUUGAUUAUCUCAACAUUAUUAUUGUAAAUUGUUCUUACUCUUAGACUUUGUGCUUCAAGUUUGUUACAGGGCACAGCCUCAAUGUCUUACAGAGGUGACAGAGGUGACAGAGGUGACAGAGGUGACAGAGGAGGCCGGGGUCACGGGGGACCGACAGAUUGCAAGAUAUAUGUGGGCGAUUUAGGGAGCGGAGCGUCGAAGCAUGAUCUGGAGCAGGCGUUUGGCUAUUACGGGCCGCUGCGUAACGUCUGGGUGGCUCGCAAUCCUCCAGGGUUUGCCUUCGUCGAGUUUGAGGACCUCAGGGAUGCAGAGGAUGCCGUCAGGGGUCUGGAUGGACGGUCCCUGUGCGGGUCUCGCAUACGGGUGGAGUCGUCAACAGGACGAAGCCGCAGUAGGUUCCGGGGGCCACCACCGAGCGGCCGCGCCUUCAACGCGGACGAUCGCUGCUACGAGUGUGGACAAAGGGGACACUACGCCUAUGACUGCUCGCGCCGACGCAUGGGAGGCGGAAGCGGCGGCAGAGGCGGCGGCAGCGGCGGCGGCAGCGGCGGGAGGCGACGCUCUCGUUCUGCGUCGAGGGACCGGAGAAGCCGCAGCAGGAGUAGGAGUCGCAGCAGGAGCCGCAGCAGGAGCAGGAGCGGUGACCGGCGUUCCCGCAGCCGCAGCCGCGGACACAGCAAACGCUCGGCGAGCCGCAGCCGCAGCAGGAGUGACACACCGCGUCGCUCACGCUCGGCAUCCGCACCGAGGAACGGCGUGAAGACUUAGAGGCGAGAGGAGACAUGCCCCUAACCCUUUGUUGGCAUGCGAGGAGGUUGAGGAUUGCUGGAGAAACAGCAGGCAGCCGUGCUAGACCAUACCCUUUGACCAUGGUACUAGGAUUGUGCGGCAGGGGCAUGGGGGAGACCACCAAAGAUUGGAGGUUUCUAUGAUUGAAGAUUGCUGCUGGAAUUAUAGACGGGCGAGCGAACGUCACGCGCGUGGUUAGAACGUCGGUUGGGAUUUGUAAUCGGGAGUAGAUUUGUUUGUCUUUGGCUGUUGGCGAGAGGGGAGUCAGCGAGGUUCCUAGAUGAGGGAAGUCUCGCGUCGUAUCGCAGAAUCACGGUCGCCAUCGGUCGCCACUAGGUGGCGCUCGUAUUGCGUCAGGGCACCACAUUGUCGCUAGCCUGCGCCGGGGAGUGUCGGAGGCCGACCGUUUAUUUUUUCAUUUGCUUGUUCAUUCGUUCGUUCAUUCGAUUCACUGCGCGACGAAUGCCAUUGCGCGCAAGAGGAUGUGAGGUUGCCACGACGAUGAGGAUGUCCUCCUCUGUGUCCUGCAGUCGCUGUUUUAACACAGCGUCAACGAUUUUAUUGUUUCGGACGUUUAGAUUUCAAGUUGGGUGUGGCCGUGUAUCUGGGACACGUGUAGGAGGAAGCCAGUAGGUGGCGCUAGUGCUCCACGAAGCAUUAAUUUGCCGUGUCUCAAGAGUACUUUUUAUAUUUUAAAUGUGUUUGUCUUGGCACCUCCUGUAAAUUGUAUUUUUCAAAGAUCGGGUUUGAUGGUUCUUAUAUUAUGACCGUAUAAAUUUCACAAUCCUAACAUAUAGUCUGUGUAAAUAUAGUGAAAUAAAGAAUGAAUAAAUUCACAAGUUUCCAUGUUUAUCUAGCAGAAAUGUUGUCGCAGAUAUCAAUGUUGCCAUUAUGCAUUAUGUGUACUGUGUAAUAAUAGUUCUUAUUCAAAUGUCAAUAAAAUAAAAAUUUCUUGUAUGAAUA